AUCUCAAUAAUAAAGUUGGCAAAUUCUGCGAAAGUGAUUACAUUUUCCUGUUAUCGUAGCACCGUACAUUGGAUUCUAGUUCUACCCUUAUCUGCGUACAUUUGCAACGGCACUAUGCCUUGCGAAGGGAAUCCCAACUAAAUAGUAACUUUUCCUGCUGCUAAUCGUGUCUAAAACACCCGGAACAAUCAUGAGCACCAGUCAAAGCUCGGAUCAGGAUUCCGCCCGCAAGCCGAGCCCGUUCGACAAUCUGAGCAGGGAUGAUUUGGUGAAGAAAUGCAAAGGUCUGCUGGGUAUCGCGCAAAAGGCCAAACAGGCUAAAGAUGAAUGCCAAGAAGAGAACCGGCGGCUGAAAGAGGAAUUGAGUCAUUACGAAACACAGAAAAAUGCCGACAAGGAGUGCAUCAAGGCGAUGCAGGAGGUGGCCGAUUCAUACAUGGACCAAAAGCUGCAAGCGACGAUGAAGGUGGAUGAACUACAGAAACAACUCACCAAACUGAACGUCCAGCUAGCGGACGAACGUACCGCCCAUGAAACCGGCACCCACACAAUGCGGGUGGAAAUUGAGCAGCUGAAGGAAAAACUCUCCAAACUAGCGAAAGAGUUUGAGCGCGUAAACGAGCUGCAGGAAGAAAAUUCCAAUCUAGAGAAGGAACGGAUAGCGCUGGAGCAAGAGCUGAUCAAGGUGAAAGGCAGCCAAACGGUGCUGGGCGAAUCAACGCCGAGGGAGGAGAAAUUGAUCCGGAAGCUAAAGCUGUACAAAGCCAAGGUGCAAGAAAUCAAUGCCAAGCUGCUGCUGCUCAAGUCCGAUCGCAAGAUUUUACUGAAAACGGUUAAAGAAUAUGCAGAGCAAGUGCCAAAAUGGCAGAAAGCGUUGGUGAAUGCUUCCAACGUUCUGUUCGAAAAGAUACGCGUGCUGGAGCUGGUAAAGAGUGAGCUGGAAGAAAGGCUUGGACUGCUGCGUGAGACAAAUGUUGAUUUAGUGCGACAAAUAUCGGAAUUAACUCAGCAAUUGGAGCAACGUUCGGCUGCAGCUAAUCGCGAUCAAACAGAUGGAAACGCUGAAGCACUUCAGGCAGAAAUCGAUCGUUUGAAAACGAUUCUCCAAUCGCUCGAGGAAAGCAAACGGACCGAGUUGGCUGGAUAUGAAGCUAAACUGCAAACCGACAGCGAAGAGAAGGAAAAUCUUCGAAAAGACCUUGACGCAUCUAAUCAAACGAUUCUCGAUUUGAACGCUAAGAUUCAAUCGCAACAGGACGCACUGUCAGAAAGCAAAGAAUCGCAGGCAAUAGUCAGCACACAACUCGAGCAAUACGAAAGGGAGGCGAAAAAAAUGCAACAAGAACUACAAAACCACACAAACCAGAUAGAACACUACAGGCAGCAUGAGGAAUCUCUGCAAGCCAAUGUGGAAAGCCUCAAAACUCAGCUACAACAAGCGGAAAACGAGAAAACUCGGCUUAAAGAAGAUGCUUCGCUUAGAUCUACCGAACACGACGAUAAAUCGGAAGCAAUUCAAGUGCAAUUAAAUGAAACCAGCGAAAAACUACUCUCCGUGCAACAGGAAAAAGAGCGGCUGGAAAGCCAAAUUGUCUCGCUGGAAGCGGAACUGGAAAGUCAAAGCUCGAAAUUGAGCGAAGUAAACCAGCACGUGGUGCAAAAGUUGGUGGUAGAGAAUCAAAAUCUAGAAGCCCAACUAGCGCAACUGGCGGAGAAGCUUCAGACAAGCAUUUCCAAAUCGAAGCAAACGGUGGAACGCUGCGAGCGCAUGGAAAAAGAGUCCGAGACCAGCAAGUUGGCGCUGGAAGUGCUCGAUUCCGAAAAGCAACGUUUGCUGGAGGUGGUAAAACAAGCGCGUGCCGAAAGGGAUGAUUUAAGCAAAACAUUUUCGGCCGAUUUGAAGCAGAAAGACGCUGCCAUUGUUGCGUUGGAGCGUUCUUUGGAAGAAAUUAAGGACAAAGCGCUCCAAAGCAAUGGUGAGAUGGGUAAAGAGAUGGAAGCAAAAAUUCAAUCGCUCGAAGAACAAAUCACCACGCUGAAUGCUCAUUGCGAUCGGCUAAAGGUCGAGAACGGUGAGCUGUUGUCCGAGCUGAAAGAGAUCAACGAAAUGCUAAAAGAUAGAGGAGAGGUAAUUAAUUUGCAGCUUUCGAAAAUUGCCGAACUACAGGACAAACUAUCCCGCACCGAAACGGUCGAGCUGGAGCCGUUAAAGCUACAGAUCGAUCAACUGCAAAAGUUGGUAGCCGAACGGGAGACCGAGCUCGAACGCCAACGCGACGAGCUGGCAACCGCCCUCAACCGUUCGAACGUUAGCUUCGAUGCGCAAAGUGACGUCAUGUCCACGUCGACCAUCUCACGCGUAGAGGAUGUCGCCCGGCUGCGCGAGAUUGAUGAAAGUUACGAAGAGAAAUACAUCAAGCUACGCUCGCUGGCCGUGAAACUGAAGAAGAAGGUUGCGGAACAAACGCUACUACUGGCAAAGUAUGAAAAAGAAGGCUCUGCCGGGUCGGCGACCGGAGCUACCGGCGCUGAUUCCGCACUGCAAACCGUUACGAAAAAUGUACAAACCCUACAGACGGAAAACGAUCGAUUGCAGGAUCAGCUCGACGGCAUGACAGCGGAGCUGUCCAAGCUGCGAGAAGCACUCGACCAGAAGACGAUCGAGCUGAGCACACUGGAGCAGAUGCAGAAGGAGGGCGUGGAAGGUACGGCCAAAGACCGGACCACACUGGAAACCGCCAUCCGAGAGUAUCAAACACAAAUUCAAAAUCUAAAACGCGAAAAGGAUGCGUUUCAAAUGGCGAAGAAAGAGAUCGAUGCGGAGAACCAACGGCUAAAGGCGACCUUGAAAGCGAAGGACAAAGAUCUUUCCGAUACGUUGGAACAGCAAAAAGAGCUCCGAUCCGAGCUGGAUCGAUCGAAGCUUGCGUCGAAGAAAGCAAACCUGCUUACGCUCGAAAUGGAAGCGUACGAACGUUCGCUCGCCGAACUAAACACCAAGCUGGAGGCGAAGAAAACGCUCGUGAAAGAGCUGGAAGAAACGAUCGACGCGCAGGACCGUUCGAUGAAGAGUCUCAAGCAGCAGCUGACCCUCCUGGAGGAAGGCUUAGAAUCGCAGCAAAAGCAUUCCCGCGAGCUAAAGCAGGAGGUGGACGUCCAGCAGGGCAAGUUGCGGCAAAGCGAACACCAGCGGAUGGAGCUUACCGGGCAGCUGGAAGAGCUGCGCGACGAGCACGACCGUUUGAAGCAGAAGGUGGAAAAUAGUCGCGUCGAGCUAGAGCAGCAAGCGGCCGAGAAGGAGCAAACGUGCGGUUCGCUGGAGCUGGAGAAAAAUGCGCUGCUCAAACAAAACCUCAGCCUAGAGAGCGAGCUAACCGAUGUGCGGAAGGAGAUGGCCGGCAAGCAGCAAGAGCUGGACGAUAUACGGACCGAGUUUGCCAGCUACAAAAUACGCGCCCAGUCCGUCCUGCGGCAAAAUCAGAACAAGGACAGCAGUCGGGAGAAGGAGCUGGAGGAGGAAUUAAAUCAGCUACGUCGUUCGCUUGAUGCGGUCGAAACCAAGCAGCAGGGUCUUCUGAAGCAAAUAACCGACCUGUCGCGAGGCAACGAGGAGCUUAAGCAUGAACGGGACAGGACGCAAAAUCGGUGCAAGGAGCUGCUGAACUUGCUGGAAGAAAGCCGUCUACACAAUGAGUCGUUGAUGGAGGAAUCCAGGAAGCUGAACCAGGAGCACCAGGAAGCGCUGAAAACGCAACGCAUUCAGAACGAAACGCUUGUCCAGUGUUACAAAAAGCAGCUCGAAGAACAGCAGGACGCUCACGCGCGCGAGAUGGAACAGCUGCAGCAAAGCGUACGGACCCGAGCGGAAGCCACGGCAGCGGACGCUGACGGCCGAAGCAAUCUUCUGUUGAACAAUAAUAACCUAUCGCUGCAAAGUUCGUUACUGCUGGGAGCCGGGUCCGGUGCAGCGAACCGGGCCACGUUUACCGAUGAGCAGCGCAUUAGCCUACUGCUCAUGGAACGGGAAGAUGGCGAAGGGUCGGAAAGUACUGGGCUGGGAGCGUCCGGAUCGGUGGGCACUUGGCGACGGAAGCUUUCCACGUCUUCCACGGCACGCGGACGCAACAGUCGCGAUGUGAUGCCGUUGGACGAGCUGCUGAACACUUCGUUCGAUGAUGCCAACGCGGUCGUGCUGGCGGACGGUGAAGGUGAGCACGCGCACGGUAGGGAGCCGUCGCCAACGGUUGAGCUGCAGGCUACGAAGGAGCAGCUGAGCAGGCAGGAAAGCAGGGUGCGUCAUCUGACCGCGGUGCUGGCGGAAGCGGAACAAGAUCUUGCGAAGCUAACGCAACUGAACGAGCUGCUGAAGGAGGAGGUGCGAAGGCAGCAGCGAUCCAUCGAGCGGGAGGCUCAUGUACACAAUUCGGAGUAUUUAAAAAAUGUGAUAUUCAAGUUCGUAACGCUAAGCAAUGGAGACGAGCGGUCCAGGUUGGUGCCGGUUUUAAACACGAUACUUAAGCUUAGUCCGGAGGAAACACAGAAGCUGCAGAACGUAGCCAAAGGUUCUGAUCCUGGUGCUCGCGGCUGGACGGGUUUGCUGUGGAGUUAAUAUGGAGCGCGGCAGAGUACCAUCGAAUAUGCCUUUAUGUAUCUAUAUAUUUAUAUUCAUUCCCGGUUCAAGUGGUAAAGUUUAUCCUUCCCCAUAUUUUUGCCUAGAUAGUUCCUACGCAGUGUGACCACUGCCAGUCGGUUGGAAUACAUUUGUUUCCAUCGAUCGUCCCGUCCGGAUUUUGGGUAAUUUAAAACGAAACCUUAUGCAUCCCUUUAUACAAUGCUAUGAUUCCUACAUACCACUCUUAUUCAGCGCUAUUGCACCGAUUCGUGUUCGAAAGAAUAAAUAGAGCAUGUUGUUUUUACUACUGUUACAUUAAAUUAAAAUUGUAUAAAUUUGGGUUACUUUAAAUAUUGGAAAGUCAUUGGUGUAUUCCACCUACUAUAUCAUUUGCUAUGUUCAUAGAAGAUCGCCGAUUAAAGAAUCUGUGUUGUGUCCUUGAUAAAUUAAAAUCCUGUAUAAUUCUUUGCUGUUUUAAAUUUAGUUUUAAAAAAUGCAAUAAAGUUAUUCUUGUUAGAUAA
This is a messenger RNA of Anopheles stephensi (Asian malaria mosquito), 5133 nucleotides long. It is a transcript of the gene GCC185, whose product is annotated as GRIP and coiled-coil domain-containing protein 2. The record is from RefSeq and is a predicted model, not a curated record. The transcript has 5 exons. Bases 191 to 4609 code for a protein of 1472 amino acids. NCBI's taxonomy places the organism in Eukaryota, Metazoa, Arthropoda, Insecta, Diptera, Culicidae.